This is a messenger RNA of Propithecus coquereli (Coquerel's sifaka), 1710 nucleotides long. RefSeq names its product EGF domain-specific O-linked N-acetylglucosamine (GlcNAc) transferase (gene EOGT). Gene Ontology annotation, cellular component: endoplasmic reticulum lumen. NCBI's taxonomy places the organism in Eukaryota, Metazoa, Chordata, Mammalia, Primates, Indriidae. The record is from RefSeq and is a predicted model, not a curated record. Gene Ontology annotation, molecular function: protein N-acetylglucosaminyltransferase activity. Bases 66 to 1457 code for a protein of 463 amino acids. The transcript is spliced from 15 exons.
GGUUGUGCUUUCAUGCACCAGCAGCCACCCUCAUCCACCUCGUGCAAGUGGGUUUGGUGGUUGCUAUGUUAGUGCUGCUUGUCUUUGGAGUAUUGCUUUAUGAAGUCCCACUGAGUGGCCAAGAUGAGACUCCUCCCGAGGCUGGAGAACCUCUGUAUAACUAUGCCAGCAUCCGCUUGCCAGAGGAGCACAUUCCCUUCUUUUUGCACAACAAUAGGCACGUUGCCACCAUCUGUAAGAAAGACUCACAGUGUCCAUAUAAGAAACACUUAGAAAAUCUGAAGUACUGCUGGGGUUAUGAGAAAUUCUGCAAACCAGAGUUCAGGUUUGGUUACCCUGUUUGCAGCUAUGUUGACAUGGGAUGGACAGACACUCUUGAGUCAGCUGAGGACAUAUUCUGGAAACAAGCUGAUUUUGGAUAUGCCAGAGAGCGGCUGGAGGAGAUACAUGUGCUCUGUCAGCCCAAGGAAACGGGGACUGAACUGAACCACCUGUUUGCUGAGCUGCAGAGCUAUACUCAGCUCAAUUUCAGACCUAUAGAAGAUGCUAAAUGUGACAUUGUUAUUGAAAAACCAACAUAUUUCAUGAAAUUAGAUGCAGGUGUUAACAUGUAUCACCACUUCUGUGAUUUUAUCAAUCUUUAUCUCACUCAGCAUGUCAAUAACUCAUUCAGUACAGAUGUGCACAUCGUGAUGUGGGACACCAGCUCAUAUGGAUAUGGUGACCUGUUCUCCGACACGUGGAAAGCCUUUACUGAUUAUGAUGUUAUACAUUUGAAAACGUACGAUUCCAAAAGGGUAUGUUUUAAAGAAGCUGUUUUUUCAUUACUCCCCCGCAUGAGGUACGGGCUGUUCUAUAACACUCCUCUGAUAUCUGGCUGUCAAAACACUGGAUUAUUCAGGGCAUUUUCCCAGCAUGUACUACACAGACUAAACAUCACACAAGAGGGACCCAAGGAUGGAAAAAUUCGAGUCACCAUUCUUGCACGGAGCACCGAAUACCGGAAAAUCCUAAACCAAAAUGAGCUUGUAAACGCACUGAAAACGGUAUCUAUGUUUGAAGUCCAGAUUGUUGAUUACAAGUACAAAGAACUUGGCUUUCUGGAUCAACUAAGGAUCACACACAACACAGACAUAUUUAUUGGAAUGCAUGGAGCUGGUCUUACCCAUUUACUUUUCCUUCCAGACUGGGCUGCUGUAUUCGAACUGUACAACUGUGAAGACGAGCGCUGUUACCUAGACUUGGCCAGGCUGAGAGGCGUCCACUACAUCACUUGGCGAAGGCAGAACAAAGUCUUUCCUCAGGAUAAGGGCCACCAUCCAACUCUGGGGGAACACCCGAAGUUUACCAACUACUCUUUCGAUGUAGAAGAAUUUAUGUACCUUGUCCUGAGUGCUGCAGACCACGUAUUGCAACACCCAAAGUGGCCAUUUAAGAAGAAACGCGAUGAGCUAUAAAUGUGUUGAGUCUGUUUGUUGAGUCUGUUGAGAGUGUUCAAACAUCCCAACGCCCAGACUCAUGAUUAAAUCAGCAAACAACCUAUUAUUUCCUAGCCCCAAAUUACCUUUUCUAUACCAAAACACACCUUCAGGGUAUUGUUACGUGUUUUAUAGUAUUUAAGUGUUAAGUGAUUUUUUUGUGAUAUUGCUGUUUAUCAAUAGCAAUAAUAAAUUUGCACUGAAAGCUUUACUUUUUGUAGUUCAACAAUCA